Molecule: messenger RNA, 1428 nt
Organism: Symbiodinium necroappetens
Lineage: Eukaryota; Dinophyceae; Suessiales; Symbiodiniaceae
Source: the annotation of a GenBank genome assembly
GUCAUCUCCUUGGGAGACGAUGCCUUUGCCUUCUGUGUAGGUCGGCACAUUGCCCUUUGCCACCAAAGUCGGCAGAGGUUAGGCUUCCUGGGUCGGGACACCAGGCAUAGAAACAUCACUGCCAUGACGAAGUCUGCGAAUGGCAAGCUGAUAGCCGUAGGCGAGCGUGUUGGGUCGGAUGAUGCCUCCAAUCAGCAUGCUUCACAGAUCAGUGUGCUCAGCCUGCCGAAGGUGGAGAGCAUCGGAGAAAGCAAGGACAUGAAAGACGAGUCCUUGAAAGUUCUCCACCCGACGAACAAGCGACUUGACAUUGUAGACCUCGCCUUCACGGCGGAUGGCAAGCACCUCGUGUCCCUCUCUAGCAUGCCGGACUCGACGGUCUCCUACUGGCGCUGGGAUGUUGAGAAGCUGAUGUCCUCGCAUGACAUGCAGAUUCCAGUCAACCGGGUAUUGGUGAACCCGAGCAACGUUACACAGUUCUCUGUCGGAGGGUACUCCUACUUCAGACUUUGGGACUACAAUCCCAAUGACCAUGGCCUGAACGAGAACCCAUCCCUGUUCCCGCUGAAGCAGGAGAAGCAGAUGAAGGUCGUGGACCACUGCUGGGUGCUUUCUGUCUUCCUGUGCGCUGCUUCAGAGGAUGGGCGCGUCUUCGUUUUCGAAGAUGGGGAACUUCGCGAGGAUGUGGAUGUGCGGGCUCAUAUUGAGAAAGACGAGUCCACUGGCCCCAAAGCCGUCGAGCGGGAGCAGGCAAAAGAGCUGGCAAAGAUCAUGGGCGAGGCCGUGGCAGGGCCCACAACCGCAUCGGAGCCGCCGCCGGUGCGGCUCACGGCGGUGACGGCCUGGCUGCAGGGCUUCGUGGUCGGGGGGGACCAGGGCUACAUCGGCGUCUUCCGAGUGGACGCCAAAGCCCAUGUGGAGUCCAUCGGUACUUUCCGCAUGCCUGGCGAGAAGGCCUGCGGUACUUUCGGGCAUCGGGCAGCCAUUUGGCGCGACAAUGUGGAACAUGAGCACCAGCACGGAGGACCAAUAGUUCUGGCACGUCUGAGGUUAGCAGCCGUUUGCAUCGAGGAGAGCAGCUUGGUGAUCCUGUCCUACGAGGAACAUGAGCCAGAGGUCCCGCGCCUCCUCGGCAACGGGGCGUCAGCGGAACCCGAUGGCCAAGUGGGCGCUGCAUACGCCCGGUUCCCGAUUUCCCAGGCCGACCUCGCGGUGACUGGGCAGUGCCGGGCCUAUCUGCGGUGUUCCAACAGGCCAAUGCGCAAGCCUCUUUCGGUCGUUUUGGUCUCCAGGCUAUGGAAGAGCUUCCGUAAACUCGUGCUCCUACACCCUUGGUCCCGACGCCUCUGCAGAUCCGAAGGGCUGCACCUAAGAAGGCGCUCAGAGUCACAUGUGUCAUGGCGUACAGAGAAGAUAAUGAGCAGGUAA